Physella acuta is the source of this 3037-nucleotide messenger RNA. RefSeq names its product putative vesicular acetylcholine transporter-B. The record is from RefSeq and is a predicted model, not a curated record. Gene Ontology annotation, biological process: transmembrane transport; chemical synaptic transmission. Gene Ontology annotation, cellular component: AP-2 adaptor complex; terminal bouton; AP-1 adaptor complex. Gene Ontology annotation, molecular function: acetylcholine transmembrane transporter activity. NCBI's taxonomy places the organism in Eukaryota, Metazoa, Mollusca, Gastropoda, Physidae.
CUGCGGCAAAACUUUCGCCAUCGUACGGCGAGGUAAGUCGGGCUGUUAUCAAGUUCUGUGGGCUCACAAAGCGAGAGUCUCGUUCAAAUCGGUUUUAAAUUCAAUUAUGCUAAGCGGCACUGUACACGGUUAUUAAUUUGUAUUUCCUAUCCGACGUAAUUAAAAGGCCCAACGCGCUACCUACCCUCAUAGACACGAAAAGAGAUUUUCAUCACUGAAGUUAUACUCAGAAUAGAACCAACAACUGAUUUGAAAACACGGGAAGUGACGUAAAACUAAAAAAAAGUGACGUCAGAUUUGACAUUCACUUACCGUGGGGUGACAGCCUUGAGCAUCGUAUAAAGAAAAAAAAAAUCUCUUUCAAGUGAGGUCUUUUAAUUUUCUCAAAGCGAGCCGCUUGCCACAUCGCCACUGAUUAUUAAUCCACCCCCGCGCCCUGUUCUCACCCCCCACGCCGCACACGACAGCAACAAGCGUGAGUACACUACUUGUGCAUUAAGAACAACAUCCCCGAGGGACGCGCCGACAGCCUUAGCCCUGCUAAUAACCCUGACAUCCCCUGGGUUUAUGGCUCCAUAACUUCAAGCCGACGGAGAUUUAUGAUAAUUACAUUUUUUUUUCUCUUUACGUCUCUUCUUUACGAACAGAAUAACUUUAGACUUAACGCAUUGAGGUUGCUGAAGUUAAACGUCGACGAUCAAAGAUCUUGAUUGGACGAACUUUGAACUCUGAAAUUCUGUUAAAGAAUCCGAUCAUACUACGUCAUUUUUUCUACAAGUUUAUAUAAAUAAAACUCAAUACAAAUGCGGAUAUCAACGCACAAGUUAUAAAUUAUUUCGUACAUCGGUUUAAAAAUUUCAAAAAUUCGAAAUCAAAAUGACGCUCACUUCCAAGUUCACGGACAUCGUCUCCAUCAAAUGGCAGAACUUUCAAGACAAAAUCCGGGACCCGAAAUCCCAGCGCCGUCUGGUGCUGGUCAUCGUGUGCAUAGCCCUCCUUCUGGACAACAUGCUGUACAUGGUCAUCGUUCCCAUCAUCCCCAACUACCUGACCCGCGACCAGAAGCAGGACGAACCCACCUACCUGUACAAGUACUACAACGUCACCGAGUCUUCCAACGCCCCGGUCGGCGCCACCCAUAGCUACGUCAUGGCCCACAAACUGGACACCAACGGUCAGUUCGAGAACGGCGCCAUCGUUAAUGUUCCAGAACAGGCUAUCCUAGCUACGAAUACAUCACUUCAUACAGAGAAACACGAUAAUAGAAUUAUGCUCCUUAGAAUAGCGGUUCCACCCCCGCCUAUAUCUUACGGUGACGAAGGUAUUAAAAUUGGUGUGCUCUUUGCUUCCAAAGCCAUCUUUCAACUGUGUGUGAAUCCUUUCACCGGAGGGCUCAUUGACCGAAUUGGCUACGAUAUCCCUAUGAUGAUUGGCUUGACAAUUAUGUUCCUUUCCACGUCUGUGUUUGCGUUCGGCGAGAGCUACGCUGUUCUAUUUUUAGCCCGAAGCUUACAAGGACUCGGCUCGGCUUUCGCGGAUACUUCCGGUUUGGCCAUGAUCGCUGAUAGGUUCACCGAAGAAGCGGAGAGAUCCAAGUCUUUAGGUAUCGCCUUGGCUUUUAUUUCAUUUGGUUGUCUUUUCGCGCCGCCAUUCGGGGGAAUCUUGUACGAGUUUACAGGCAAAACCGCCCCGUUCGUGAUCCUGGCUUUGGUCUGUCUAAUCGACGGGAUCCUCAUGGUGCUAGUCAUGAAACCAGUGAGACUCGAACGUUCUAUGUUGGCCAGGGAAGAACGCCCUAACGGCACCCCCAUCUGGAAACUCCUCAUGGACCCUUACAUCGCCGUGGCCGCUGGGGCGUUGGCCAUGUCGAACGUGUCCUUGGCCUUUCUAGAGCCGACGAUAUCCUUGUGGAUGAAGGUCACCAUGGGCGCAGACGAGUGGCAGAUUGGCUUCUGCUGGCUGCCGUCUUUCGUCACUCACGUUCUGGGCGUGUACAUGACCGUCAAGCUGGCGAGGAAGUUCCCGCAGUACCAGUGGCUCAUGGCCAUGAUCGGGCUCUCCAUUGAAGGAAUCUUCUGCUUCUUCGUCCCCUUCUCCACCGCGUACUUCGCCGUGAUUUUCCCCAUCAUGGGCAUCUGUUUCGGCAUCGCUUUGGUCGACACGGCGCUGCUGCCCACCUUAGGCUACCUGGUCGACGUCCGACACGUCAGCGUCUACGGCAGCGUCUACGCCAUCGCCGACAUCUCCUACUCCCUGGCCUACGCCAUCGGUCCCAUCGUCGCUGGCAGCAUCGUCUCCAGCAUCGGAUUCAUGUGGCUCAACGUCCUCAUCUUCCUCAGCAACAUCCUCUACGCCCCUCUCCUCAUUUUUCUCCGCAACAUUUACAUGUACAAACCCUUCGAUAACGACGACGAAGUCCUCAUCGACGACCCCCCACCUAAAGGCUACAACACCUACGUCCAAAACGGCGGCCUCACCGGCAAACCCCUCGCCCUCAACGGCGGCGACAACUUCGCCAACCACCUAAAAAUCAGCAACAGAAAAAGCAACGAAAUAGACUGCUACCCGCCGCCGACGGAGCCCGAGUACGUCUACCACAAAGAUUCCUCUUAUAACUUCUACAACCAGCCUCACUGAGAGGGCUGAGCCUAGGUUUUCAUCUACUGCUGUUGGCUAUGGAGGAGGCUGUGAUCAGACUGAAUGUAGAUGCUUGCUUAUGUACGUGCGCAUGUUAGUAAAAGGAUGUUUGCGCUGGCUGCCGGCUGAGGUAUGUUACUCACUCACACAAAAAAAAAAACGUGAUAUAAAAAAAAAACUGUAAUAAGCCAAACUGUAUUUUCUCUUUUAUCAUGCCUGUUUUUUUUUUUUCAUUUUAAAAUAGAAAUUUGUAUGAAUAAAUGUGAUAGAUUUUCAUAUUUUAACUUGGAUUUAAAAGAAUUUUUUUCUCAUGAUUUCUUGUUACCUUCAUUUACUGUUGUGAUGUAUCAGAACUACUUGACGAGUAGAAUAGGUGUAAUGUUCUCAUGUCUGAGUUUCA